GUUUAAUAUUUGUUCAACUAUGAGAUUGCAAAAUAUAUAUAUAGAAAUGGCAACUAUAAAAUGUACAUGUACAUCACUCCUACUUAUUUAAACUGUACGGCAUAUUAAGUGGAUGUCCAUGUUUAUACUUUUGUCUAUUAGCUAGAUAAUUUUCCACUCCUGGAUCGUCUCGUUGUUAGAUAAAAUUAUGUGUAUCGCUUACUGAGUGGAUGUCCAAUCUUGUAUGCAUGUCUGCCAAUUGGAUAGCUUUCUGCAUCAGGAUAGUCUCUCAAGUCUACGUUUGUGUGUGCGUAAUCACCCUUCACAUAGGGGUUGUGUUCAGGCCAAAGAAUCUUGAAAAUAUCCCUAUGACUCCUUGUAAUGGGUUUUAUUUCUUCAACUUCUACAUGGGCAAUCGAUGCAUAUGGAAGCUCGGACAUCAUAUAAAUUUUCUUAUCACAUACAUAAUAAAAUGAACUUGCCAGAAUAAUCGAUGUCCUUCAUCUUGAUUUUAUCUCCUUCUAUCACCACAUAGUUCGGUAAGUAUAAUGGCCAAUCCCCUCCUGGCCAUAUUGGUGGUUUCUGUCUAAUAUGCUCUUGAAUAUCUUCUUCCUUUUCAAUCUUCAUAUAUUUAAAUCGUGCAUUAUGAACAUUCAAUUAUUCAUCGUGGAAAUGGAAGAUCCUUAACAUCUUGUACUAUCGUUCUCCUACAAUUCAUCAUAGAAGGUGGUAAAAUGGUAGUAUAUAAAUACAAUUACAUUCUGGUCAAGAUAAUUCACACCUAUAUAUGUUGGUAUGUUUGUGUUUCAUAGCAAUAUCUAAAUAUUUAUGGCGCAUUGAGAGGAUGUCCAAUUUUAUAUUUUUGAAUGCCAAUCGGAUAGCUUUCUGCAUCAGGAUAGUCUCUCAAAUCCACAUUUAUAUGUGCGUAAUCACCCUUCACAUAGGGAUUCUGAUCAGGACGUAUAAUCUUGAAAACAUCCCCAUGGCUUCUUGGAAUGGGUUUUAUUUCUGUAACUUCUUCAUGGGCAACGGAUGCAUAUGGAAGCUCGGACAUCAUAUAAAUUUUCUUAUCACAUACAUAAUAAAAUGAACUUGCCAGAAUAAUCGAUGUCCUUCAUCUUGAUUUUAUCUCCUUCUAUCACCACAUAGUUCGGUAAGUAUAAUGGCCAAUCCCCUCCUGGCCAUAUUGGUGGUUUCUGUUUAAUAUACUCUUGAAUAUCUUUUUCAUUUUCAAUCUUCAUAUAUCGAAAGCGUGAGUUCUGAACAUUCAAUUGUUCAUCGUGCAAAUGGAAGAUCCUUAACAUCGUUUACUAUCGCUCU
Scheffersomyces amazonensis is the source of this 1299-nucleotide messenger RNA. RefSeq lists its product as uncharacterized. The annotation marks the transcript as partial. The record is from RefSeq and is a predicted model, not a curated record. Lineage: Eukaryota; Fungi; Ascomycota; Pichiomycetes; Serinales; Debaryomycetaceae. The transcript has a single exon.